Camponotus floridanus (Florida carpenter ant) is the source of this 1186-nucleotide messenger RNA. It is a transcript of the gene MrgBP, whose product is annotated as MRG/MORF4L-binding protein. Gene Ontology annotation, biological process: regulation of transcription by RNA polymerase II. The coding region runs from base 307 to 1038 and encodes 243 amino acids. The transcript has 4 exons. The record is from RefSeq and is a predicted model, not a curated record. Gene Ontology annotation, cellular component: NuA4 histone acetyltransferase complex; nucleus. NCBI's taxonomy places the organism in Eukaryota, Metazoa, Arthropoda, Insecta, Hymenoptera, Formicidae.
CUCCUCUUUGCUGGGAAGCUCCCUCUGUUUGCAUAUCGUCACUGUAAAUAAACCUAAAUUUUCCGAACAAUCUAUCGUAUUUUUUUCAACGCACGCAUGUCAAUAUAAGCAUCAUAAGAAUGUGAUAAAUAAAUCGAUCUGGUACUUUAUUUCCCAGAAGAAGACGGAAAUCCAGAAAGGAAAGAGCGAUACGUGAAUUGAUCAUUCAAUCGAAUGACAGAGUGAUUGUGAUAGUGAUCGCAAGUAAUUGAUAUUCAGACUAGAGUUGCUUCAUUCAAGUUUAUAGUAUUCAGGCUUAUAUAUAAAAUGGCCGUAAAAGAAAAAUCGGAAUCUUUGUUUGAGGAGAUAGAUUGGAACGUGGAGAAUGAGAUUCAGCUUUUUUUCUCCAUGAAUGGACACAAACCAGUCGGUAUUAAUAAAUAUUUUCACAUGGUGUGCAUAUGGGAGAAAUUUCGUGCUGCCAUUCACAAGGAUGUGCCGUUGAAGAUGAUUUGGGAUCAUUUGGAAUCUAUGUACGAUCUUAUGGCUUUGGAUGACAUGGAAGAUUUACCUUUUCCUAGUCAAGAGAUGGAUUUUUCUUUACCAGAGACAGAAUUUAUAGGAAAGCCUCGAAAAAAAGAAGAAUUAGAAAUAAAACUGAAGGAUCAAAGAGAUAAAUACAAAGAGAUUAAAAAAGAAAAGGAUAAGGAAAGUUUAAAGAAAGACAGUGUAUUGCGUGAUUUUAAAGGAAGCAAAGAUAUGGAAAAAAAGAAGGAAGAAAUGAAGAAAUAUGUAAAAGAUAUAGAGCUCAAGAAAGAUAAGUUUAGGGAUAUGAAAGACACAAGGAAAGAACAUAAAUCUUCAAAGAGUCGCUCAAAAGGCAAAGAUGAUUCAGAAGAAAGUGCAUCAAAUGGGAAAAAGGAACGCAAGGAUUCCGAAUCUGGUCGCGAACUUUUGAAACGAAUUCCAAAGAGACCAACUAGACAAAGUGUGGACAGUUCUUCUAAAGCUUCUUCGAGUCCACGUGACACACCUCCUCCGAAACGAAGAAGAAUAUAACAGUUCUCGUAAAUUUGGAAAUAUUAUUAUUUCUAGUUUAUCCCAAAUUGUAUAAUUUACGAUAUAUGAUUAUUGUAAUGUAAUGCUGUAUUUUAGCAAUAUGGACAUGUGUAUAUAAAUAUGAGUCACUUAAUUUUUAUAAGAUUUA